AAUAGCUGUAAACCUCACAGUUUUAAAGUAAAUAUAAAGUAAAAUAAUUUUCAUUCCUACAAUGAAGAAAUGUUACCUGAGAAAUAUACAAUAUUAUAAAUCAAUAAGAUCCUAUAGCUGUGCUUUUCUAAAGAAAUUAAAACAUAUCUUAAGUCAACCAAAAUUGGAAUUGUGCAUUGAAAAAUCAUAAUAUAUAAAAAAUAACAUGUAGUUCGUCAUUAUAUGUGCCCCUUUACACAGUAAUAUACGUCUAUUACGAUUGCUAUAAAUUCUCAUUAAGCAAAAAGACUUAUUAUCUAUACACUAUACAGUAUAUUAGUUACGUUAAUUACCAAUUAUUCUAUCAAUAUGAACACAGCAAUUAUGUUCUUAAUCCUGUAAAAAAUAUGAUUCUAUUUUGUUAUACAUUUUAAACGAUAUAAACAUAACCUUCUUCAGGCGUUAAAGUCUCAAAAUUAAUUGGUAACUUUGAGAUUUUGUAAUGUAAUGGAUGUUUCUAAAAACCAGCAGAGAUACAAACAUUACACAUGCCUGUGUUUUUCAGUAAUGGGACAAAGAAGAUUUAGAGUUUCGUAUUGAGAGAUAUAAAUUUAUACAUAUGGUAAAACUGAUACUUCUAUGUAAUUUAACAAUUAUUGGAUAAUUUACUAAUCAUCACUUUGAGAUGGGUGUCCUUAUUGCUUCUCCGGAAGCAGGAGAUGCAUCAAUUAACAUUAUACCGCAAAUGAAGAAACAUUCUGCUAUUUCUGGAGAACCUGCUACAAGUUUCAUUUCCACAACACCAGAAAGAAAUGCUACUAAUCAAACUGCUCUAAUGGGUGUAUCAAAUUAUAAUUCUACUAAUAGUAUGAAUAAAGAUACAUACAGACACACAGUUUUAAUGGAAAAUAAUGUUUUUGAUAAGAUGUGCAAUUCUACAAUUAAUGAUAGCUGCCAAUUUCCCUAUUAUAGGAGCAAUACAAGUGAUAGCAAAUGCCCUGAUGCAGUUUUGGUAAAAGAUGUAGGUGUAUCAUGUAUGCUUUUAAAGCAGAAUACAUUUGAAAUACAACUUCCUCAAACAAAAACUCUGAUUAAGCAUCUUAAGAAAGAAUACAAUGAUUUAACUGAUAUUGCAAAUAGAAUAACUACAUAUACAAAAGAUAUAUUAAGUCAUUUACCAAAGAAAAAUCAAAGAAAGCAUCAGCUUCUUAAAAGUUUGGCAGCUUCAAAACAUGCAAUAGCAUCUCAGUAUGUAGAUAGUAAAGGUAAUCUUUGUUUAAAAUUGAGACUUUUUAGUAAUGCUGAAACGCAGUGUAUGACUGAGCAAGUUGUUAAGGAUUUUGACAAUACAUUAUGCAAAAGCAAAUAUAUUACAAAGGAAUUACACAGUAAAAAUUGUAAUUAUUACAAUCAUUUUGUAACAAAUUUAAACAAAAAUAAAAGUUAUAUGCAUAUGUAUGUAGCAAAAACACAAAUCUUGGAUAAAGGUCAUCUAACACUUGAAGAGAGAAAUAUGAAAUCAAAAUACGAACAAGACACGUCCAUUCAGCGAAGGAAUGCGAAAACAAACACUCGAAAUUUAACAUCAUCUAGUAUUUCUUCAAUUAAUAAUCAUUUAAUGAAGAGAAAGAAAAAAACAUCAAAAGAAUCGUUAACCCCCAAAUUAAAAAAAUGUGAUGAGGUGCAUAAACAUGGCAUAGUCGAAAAAUUCAGUGAUGAUAAACUCUACACAAAUCAGUUAAAGUUAAAAAACUAUAGUCCAGUUACAUUUACUAAUUGGAAAGAAAUUUCAAAAUUGAAACAAUCCAAAAAUAAAACAUUGUCUAUUUUUUCUUAUGAAUCACAACAAAUGGCUAACGCGAAAAACAAAAUUAAACAAGGAGAAUUUAUUAACUAUAACACAGUUAACAAUAUAUCGAAUACAAAAUUUCAUACAGUUAAUAUCCGAAUUGUAAAAAAGAGUAAAAAAGAUGUAUAACUUUUCUAUUUUUCAUAUCUCAAUAUAUUCCUAUAUAAUAAAUAUUUUUAUACUA
This is a messenger RNA of Bombus terrestris (buff-tailed bumblebee), 2012 nucleotides long. RefSeq lists its product as uncharacterized. Bases 665 to 1957 code for a protein of 430 amino acids. The transcript has 6 exons. The record is from RefSeq and is a predicted model, not a curated record. Lineage: Eukaryota; Metazoa; Arthropoda; Insecta; Hymenoptera; Apidae.